Molecule: messenger RNA, 630 nt
Organism: Caenorhabditis remanei
Lineage: Eukaryota; Metazoa; Nematoda; Chromadorea; Rhabditida; Rhabditidae
Exons: 4
Coding region: 1-630 (209 amino acids)
Cellular component (GO): lysosomal membrane
Source: RefSeq, a predicted model, not a curated record
AUGACUAAGUCAUAUAUUCCUUGCUCAAAUUUAAAGACAGCUGGUUUAGUUGUCGCAGUUGUUGAGCUCUUCCUAUGUGCUCUUGCAGUUUACGGACUCUUCCGUAAUUUCCAUCUAUUCGGAUCCAACUAUUUCAUUUGGUUCCUUCUUGGAAUCAUCUCUGUAUUCAUUAUCCUUAUUGCUAUUGCUCUUUUCGUGUAUGCGAUCAAAAGUGAAAAUGCUCGUUGGCUGAUUCCUCAUUUAUCUGCUCAAAUCUUCUUGGUCAUUUUCCUGUUUUUGGUUGCUUUUAUCGUGGCAAUUCUCAUGUUAUUCGGAGCAUACCGUGGAAUCAGAAAUCUAUUGGGUGUCAGCAAUUAUUAUAUGAGCGAUGAUUCCACUUUCCUUCUCGGUAUUAUGAUCAUUGUAAUCUAUCUCCUCGUGGCUCUUCUCGAACUCUUCUUCCUCUACAUUGUCUACCGUCUUUACAAACAUCUCUGCCACUACGAAUCCAUUGACAAUGAGAACCGUGUCAAUUGGCAAGUUGUCAACGACUUCCCAAAAGACAACAAACAUGGAUCAGCUGCAAUGGGAGAUCAAUAUCCAUAUGGAGAUGACCGGCGAAAUGAUGGAAAUGGACAGAGAUAUUUGUAA